CUAAUAACAAUUCUUCGAGUGUGUAGGUGUUCCUAUCUGUUAUAUCCCUCAGUGUAUACUGUAUAAUGUGUAGCCUAGGGUAUUUAUGAAACCGGCCAAGGAUGCUUAGAUUCUUACAAAGGAAAGGAAUAAGAGAGACGCAGACAGCCGUGUUGAAGAAGUGGUGAGUGGCGCCGGUGGAUUGGACGACCUGAAGAAGAGGAGCAGGGAGAGUGGCGUCUGGCGGCGGAGUCGACGACUGACGUGUCGGGGCAGAGGAGCAGGGAGAGCCGGAGAGGCGCGGCCGGUAAUGGUGUCGGAGAGGCGGAGCCGGAGCAGGGGGAGAGAGGAGUCGCACUGUCGGAUUGGGAGUCGGGACUGGAGAUGGAGAAGAGGAGCCGCGGUGCCGGUCUCGCCGUCGCUGGAGAGGAAGAGGAGUCGCACCGUCGCAGCUCGCAGAGAGGAGUCGCACUGUCGCUGUGUCGCAGCUCGCGGAGAGGAAGAGAGGAAGAGAGGAGUCGCGCGCCGAUUAGGGUUUGUGAAUUUGUGUGAUCUGCGAUUUCCGAUUAGGGUGGGAAGGGAAUUAGGGAAGUGGGCUGGGCCUGGGGAGUGGGGGUCUGGGCUGGGGGACGGGUAAUUUGGUUUGAUAGUUAUGUCCGGGUAUCCACGGGUCGGGUUGCCCCAAACCCGAACCCGACCCAACCUGUCCAACCAGCCACCGGGUUUAAACCCGAACCCGGCCCGAACCCGGUCAACACGGGUUUUACCCGGUUUGACCGGGUUGGGUCGGGUCGGGUACCCGCGGGUCCGGGUUGAACUGCCAUCCCUACGCCCGAUUGACACCUAUACUCCUUCCUCUUCCUAGUUAUCUUCAGACUCGAGAGUAGUAAGAAGAAACACAUAUUCUACUGCCAUCGAUGGAAAUUCACACCAUGAACGAGGGUGUGUAUACGAUAGUCCGAAACUGGGAGGCUAGUAUUGUGAUAGAAUCGUGAACACCAUUCACUUUCCUUAAAAUUAGAUACAAUGCAUUAACAAAUAACAAUAGCUUCCUACUUUUCAUUUUCUUUAUUUUUUUUAAUAUACUUGUAACUCUUUU
Messenger RNA from Linum trigynum, 1078 nucleotides. Lineage: Eukaryota; Viridiplantae; Streptophyta; Magnoliopsida; Malpighiales; Linaceae. The record is from the annotation of a GenBank genome assembly.